This is a messenger RNA of Lampris incognitus (smalleye Pacific opah), 2271 nucleotides long. It is a transcript of the gene atg101, whose product is annotated as autophagy related 101. NCBI's taxonomy places the organism in Eukaryota, Metazoa, Chordata, Actinopteri, Lampriformes, Lampridae. The transcript is spliced from 2 exons. Bases 1205 to 1861 code for a protein of 218 amino acids. Gene Ontology annotation, cellular component: phagophore assembly site. The record is from RefSeq and is a predicted model, not a curated record. Gene Ontology annotation, biological process: autophagy; autophagosome assembly.
GGUGUGGAACUUCAUUGUAUCAAAGUACCGGUGGUGUGGAACUUCAUUGUAUCAAAGUACCGGAGGUGUGGAAGUUAAUUGUAUCAAAGUGUAACCGGUUAUUUUCUUGCCCGGUGCGGGAUUCGAUACGAAGUGUACUGCACCACAAGGCGACAUGACAUCAUCGGUGGUGUGGAACUUAAUUGUAUCAAAGUAUCGGUGGUGUGGAACGUAAUUGUAUCAAAGUACCGGUGGUGUGGAACUUAAUUGUAUCAAAGUGCCGGUGGUGUGGAACUUAAUUGUAUCAAAGUACCGGCGGUGUGGAACUUUUUUGUAUCAAAGUACCGGCGGUGUGGAAGUGAAUUGUAUCAAAGUGCCGGCGGUGUGGAACUUAUUGUAUCAAAAUACCGGCGGUGUGGAACUUAUUGUAUCAAAAUACCGGCGGUGUGGAACUUAUUGUAUCAAAAUACCGGCGGUGUGGAACUUAAUUGUAUCAAAGUGCCGGGGGUGUGGAACUUAAUUGUAUCAAAGUGCCGGGGGUGUGGAACUUAAUUGUAUCAAAGUGCCGGGGGUGUGGAAGUGAAUUGUAUCAAAUUGUGAAUUGUACAUGACUAGCAUAUGACUAGCCGUGUGAUUUCCGGUACUUUCCCACAUCGUAGCUUUGUGUCUCACUUGUUAUCCUUCGUCUGACGUGCGUUGUGGAGCGCGAACAUUAAAAAACAAAAAAAAUCCCCCUCUGAAAGGGGGUUUCUCUUCUAUUCUGGCGCUAAUUUCAUUUUCCCUUUACCGCUCGCAUGGCGCCAGGAGCUGUUUUGGCCUACGCGCCACGCCGUACAGCGUCCCGCUCGCGUGUCCUUCCGGUAAUGGCGUCUCUCCCGUAGCGGCAGGCUGCGCCUCCCCAGCCUGAAUCUCACCGCCCGGUAACUGCGCUGAUGGUUUUUACUUCAUGCUAAAGUAAAGGGAAGAAGAAGAAGAAGAAGAAGAUACGGUCAAGGGAAGAAGAAGAAGAAGAAGACGCGGUCAAGGGAAGAAGAAGAAGAAGCAGCUACGGUCAAGGGACGGUUUAUAUCCGAAGCCCCGCCCAUCCACGGAGGUAAACACAGUGUUGUUGUUUCCGUAGCACGGUCGGCGCUGAGAAGCGGAGCAGCGGAGCGGAGCAGCAGCGGAGCAGCAGGUAUUACUCAACACUCCUUUGGAUCCAGUAAAUGGAAACGACGAGCUCGCCAUGAACUGCCGCUCCGAGGUCCUUGAGUUGACGGUGGAGGCGAGACAGGUCGACGAAGCCAUAUUGGCCUUGCUGCACACCAUCCUCCUGCACCGCAGCACGGGGAAAUUUCACUACAAGAAAGAGGGCACCUACUCCAUCGGCACCGUCGGCACACAGGACAUAGACUGCGACUUCAUCGACUUCACCGUCGUCCGGGUGUCCUCGGAUGAGCUGGACAGAGUCAUCAGAAAGGCUGUGUCCGAGUUCAAGGAUGCUUUGAACAAUUCUGGCAGUGAUGGCAUGGGACAAAUCUCUCUGGAGUUCUACCAGAAGAAAAAAUCCCGCUGGCCUUUUUCGGAUGAGUGCAUUCCUUGGGAAGUGUGGACCAUCAAGGUCAACGUUGUCAGCCUGGCCAACGAGCAAGAGAGACAGAUCUGCCGGGAGAAGGUCGGUGAGAAGCUCGGCGAGAAGGUGAUCAACGUCGUCGAAGUCAUAAACCGUCACGAAUACUUGCCAAAGAUGCCUACCCAAUCAGAAGUGGACAAUGUGUUUGACACCAGUCUCAAGGAUGUCCAGCCCUACCUUUACAAAAUUACAUACCAGAUCACUGACUCACUGGGCACCUCUGUAAGCACUACCAUGAGAAGGCUGAUCAAAGACACCCUGGCCUUGUGAAGAUGCACUGGGAUGGAGGUUAUGGUCCAUGAAACGAGUUGUUGUACUAAAAACAUAGUUUUAAUGAUCUCCACCUACAGUGAGGGAAUACCAGUAUAAGAAAUUAAAAUAUAUGGGAAGCUGUCAGCUUCUGUUAUGACUUCUCAGCUUGGAUCCCUAAGUUUUAUUAACAGUGCUCCUCGUCCCUCAGAAUUACGUAAUGUCGAGAUUUUUGCAAACAUCAGUUUCUCCUCCUAAUUUUGUCUUCGAUUUUAUCUUCGAUGCACCUUUUAAACACAAUAGUGAAAGAUAGUCAGUUUUAUUUUGUUUUUAAUUUAACAAAGUGCACACGUUAUUGGUAAUGAUGGCAAAUGAGAGGAAAAAUGUCAAGAUUGUGUACCUCUUUAAACAAUAAACAUCAAUGAUUAUAA